AUGUUUAACUACAAGUUGAUAACUUUAAUGCUAGUAGCAUUAUACUGUGUUCUACAAGUAUCCGAAGUUUUUGCCAGUGUUAAUAGUGAGGAAGAAUGGAUUCCAUUAAACAACAAAUCUCCUGAUGUUAUAGCUGUAGCCAAAGAUGGUAUUCUGGAAUACGAAAUUUCAAACAAUGUUACCCAUAAAUUUGUUAUGUUGAACGUCAUUACCUCUAUGUACCAUUGGGAAAGUUCGGCAGUCGAAUUAAUAAUUAUAGCGAAAUUUAAAGAAACCAAUUGUCCACGCGAUUCAAAUGUUGAAGCCAGCUCAUGCCCUAUUCUUGAAGACAAGGAUUCAAAAUUAUGUUGGAUUUACAAAAUACAACCUUAUCAUGCUAGCGGUUAUGUUAAAAUUUUAUGUUAUUAA
Molecule: messenger RNA, 408 nt
Organism: Cotesia congregata
Lineage: Eukaryota; Metazoa; Arthropoda; Insecta; Hymenoptera; Braconidae
Source: the annotation of a GenBank genome assembly